Colletotrichum orchidophilum is the source of this 201-nucleotide messenger RNA. RefSeq lists its product as uncharacterized. Lineage: Eukaryota; Fungi; Ascomycota; Sordariomycetes; Glomerellales; Glomerellaceae. Bases 1 to 201 code for a protein of 66 amino acids. The record is from RefSeq and is a predicted model, not a curated record. The transcript has a single exon.
AUGGUGAGAUCCAGUGUUUUAAGGUUUGUCAAGCGCAGCACGGUUGAAUGUUGGCGGCGUGUUAGCUGUGUGGUUUGGGUUUCCCUCCUGUCCUGUCGUGGCGGCUGGCUGCGGUGGUCUGGCGAAAGUGCAGGACCCAGCACGAUUACUGUAGUGAAUGCUCCGAGGAGAAAGACCUUUCCUUGUCAGGAAGAGAAGUGA